CAGCAAGUCAAAGUUUGAGCAGCGAUGUGGAGUUCUCUUGAUUCUAUCGACGGAAUGGGGAAGGCUAGAUUUGGUACGUGGCUUCUGACCAACGACCAUAAAAGCUCGUCUAUCCCGCGCGACUGUAUUGCCUUUGCUCUUUCAAUUCCUCAUCAUCACUCAACGCAUAUUACACCUCCCAAUACCCAGAAACGAUGGCUACUCCAACGACAACGAAGAAGCUUACCUGGUUGAUAACUGGGUGUUCUUCUGGCUUAGGCCUAACCCUCGUACGCAUCGCCCAGGCUGGGGGCCACAAAGUCAUUGCUACUUCUCGGAAUCCUUCAGCAACCCCAGAGCUUGUGAAAGAGGUUGAAUCCAAAGGUGGGAGAUGGCUUCAGCUCGACGUCAAUAAUGCGUCGAGUGGUUCUAUCAUCGACGAGCUGGAGAGGGCUGGAGAGCAGAUUGAUGUGUUGAUCAACAACGCUGGUUUCUCCAUGUUUGCGCCGAUAGAGGCUACUUCUGAAGACGAGAUCCGCGCCCAUAUGGAAACAAUGUACUUCGGUCCAUUGCGCCUCAUUCGCGCUGUACUCCCCUAUCAGCGUCUGCGAAGAUCUGGUGUAAUUGCCAACUUCAGCAGCGGUGCUGCCUUGGAAGCCCAGGCGAGUAUGGGGGCCUAUGCCGGCGCAAAAGGCGGCCUCGACGCUGUGAGCAAAGUUCUCGCCAAAGAGGUUGAGCCUUUUGGGAUUCGCGUGCUCACAAUUCUGCUGGGAACGUUCAACACCGGCAUGCUUGACGUAUGUAUUCUUGGCAAGGCCCCAUUGCCGGAUGAGUAUAAGGAUACUCUCGUCGGUCAGUUCAUUGAUAUUAUGAGGACUGGCAAGCUUGUUCCCAACGGGGAUAAAGAUAAAGCUAUGAAGGCAGUCUACCAACUUGUUGUUGGAGAAGGUUUUGGUGUUGGAAAGGAGAAGGAGAAGUUUAUGCCCCUCGGCCCCGACAUGACGACUCGGAUGACUAUUGUCCAGGAUCAGCUUGCCCAUGCUAAAGAAGUGUUUGGAGAGAUCACCAAUGGUGUCGGCAUCGAAAAAUAGAGCCAAAACAAGGCAAAGGAAACCAGCAAACAGAAGGAGAGUCCUAGAUUGUACAAGGCCCAAUAGGCGUAAAUGGCCCAGGUCAUCUCCUAAUCCGGAGAAAGAGAAAGGCUGGGACGCUUGAGAGCCUUAGAUACCUAUUAGUUAGAUGAAAACUAAACUACAAGCCCUCUACUUCAUAUAGAAGAGCUCUCAUCGCAUAUCAGCCAUUGCUUCAAUC
Molecule: messenger RNA, 1290 nt
Organism: Xylaria bambusicola
Lineage: Eukaryota; Fungi; Ascomycota; Sordariomycetes; Xylariales; Xylariaceae
Product: NAD(P)-binding protein
Exons: 2
Coding region: 195-1070 (291 amino acids)
Molecular function (GO): oxidoreductase activity
Source: RefSeq, a predicted model, not a curated record